Messenger RNA from Lolium perenne, 1780 nucleotides. Its product is annotated as aluminum-activated malate transporter 12. The record is from RefSeq and is a predicted model, not a curated record. Gene Ontology annotation, biological process: malate transport. NCBI's taxonomy places the organism in Eukaryota, Viridiplantae, Streptophyta, Magnoliopsida, Poales, Poaceae.
GGAGAAGCAUUACUUACUUAGGGUUGGUACACCUCAUUUUGCAUUGGCAUCUUCCAAGGAACCUGAGCGUCUUGAGCUUCAGGCUGCACCAAUGGCCUCUACUGUAGAUUCCAGCAGCAACAAGAGCAGCUUGCUGAUGCUUCGUGAGAAAGUGAAGAAACUUGGCAGGGUUCCUGCUUCGUGGGCGGCAUACGCAUGGAGUAUUGGAAGAGAAGAUCAGAGGAGAGCCAUUCAUGCUCUCAAGGUUGGCCUGGCUCUCACACUUGUCUCACUCUUGUACAUACUAGAACCACUGUUCAAAGGAUUGGGAAAGAAUGCAAUGUGGGCUGUCAUGACAGUUGUUGUUGUGCUCGAAUUUACUGCAGGUGCAACUAUAUGCAAAGGUCUGAAUAGAGGAUUUGGAACAGUUGUUGCGGCAUCUCUAGCAUUUAUCAUUGAACUUGUAGCAGUAAAAUCUGGAAAAGUUUUCCGUGGUUUCUUUGUGGCAUCUUCAGUCUUUCUGAUAGGAUUUGCGGCAACAUAUUUGAGAUUCUUCCCAUCCAUUAAGAAGAGCUAUGACUAUGGGGUGGUAAUUUUUCUACUAACCUUUAAUCUGAUCACGGUCUCAAGCUUCCGCCAAGAGAAUGUGCUGCCUUUAGCACGAGAUCGCUUAAGUACAAUUGCAAUAGGGUGUGCCAUAUGUCUCUUUAUGAGUCUCUUAGUACUACCAAACUGGUCAGGAGAGGACCUCCACAGCUGCACUGUUCGCAAAUUUGAAGGAUUAGCAAGAUCAGUUGAAGGUUGUGUGAAUGAGUAUUUCCGAGAUCAAGAGAAGGAUGAUAACAUUUUUGAUAAGCAAGCGUCAAGAGAUUACAUUCAUACUGGCUAUAGAGCAGUACUAGAAUCAAAAUCAAAUGAUGAGACACUGGCACACUAUGCAAGCUGGGAGCCAAGACACUCAACGCAGUGUUACAGUUACCCAUGGCAAAAGUAUGUGAAGCUUGGAUCAGUGCUUAGGCACUUCGCAUAUACUGUCGCUGCACUUCAUGGGUGUCUCGAAUCGGAAAUUCAGACUCCAACAUCCGUCAGAUCACUAUUCCGAAAUCCAUGCACUAGAGUUGCACAAGAAGUGACCAAGGUUCUACAGGAGCUUGCAAACAGCAUAAGAAAUCACCAUCGUUGUGCCCCUGAUGUGUUGUCUGAUCAUCUUCACGAAGCACUACAGGAUCUAAACUCAGCAAUAAGGUCACAACCACGGCUAUUUCUUGGCUCAAAACAUGGAUCUGCCAAUAGUCGUAUGCUAAUUGAGUUGAACUCAACCAAGCAUACUACCUCAAGAACUGCUCUGCCUUCAUUCAAGACCGAUACAGCAUCACUAUUAGAAAGGAAAAUCACAAAAGGAGAUCGACCACCAGAACGCAAUGAGAGGAGCACAUUAGGGCGGACACUAAGUAAGAUAGCCAUCACGAGCCUUGAGUUCUCUGAAGCACUUCCAUUCGCUGCUUUUGCUUCAUUACUGGUAGAAAUGGUAGUACGACUGGAGCUGGUUAUUGAGGAAGUUAAGGAACUGGAAAGGGCUGCAAAUUUUAAAGAGUUCACUGGGCAUGAUCAUCUGACCAUUGAUCUCACUUGCAAGGAAGAGAAGAGAAACAACAAUGGUGUACCAGGCAGCCACACAGUGUCUGCUGCAGCUGAAUAAGCACUCACUUGUAGAUCAGAGCAGCAGCAUAUCAAUCAUUCUGAAAACAAUAUGUAUUUAUUCUUUUGUUAGAAAAAGAUGAGCUGUAUAACCUCAGUUUUA